GUAAGGAUGAAGGAAAACAAAAUAGGUGAAAUAUAGGCAGAGAAAGUUAUUAGUAUAUAAUAUCUGGAUAAUAAUUAUGAGCCAGCAUCAAUCACGGAGAGAUAAGGAUGAAGCAAUCAAGUAUGGGGAAGUGUUCAGCGUGUCUGGAGAAUUAGCACGCCAGCCUAUCACCCCAAGAGACGCAGCCACACUGCAAUCUGUGGAAGGCCAAAUUCUCGGAGAAACUCGAAAGGGUGGCCCUGCUGCCAUGAUGGAAUCUGCGGCUGCAAAAAAUCAAAGAGCCAGUGUUGUUGACCGCAAAGACGUCACAAACAUCGCCCGAAACGAAGGGGUUACCAUAUCGAAACAGAAAAAUGAAAGGGGCAACAGUGUCGUCACCAAAACCCUUGGUGGACAGGUUGUGGGGCAGUACGAAGAAGUAGAUGAGACAAAGGAUGAGUUAGAUGUUAAUGAUGGUAGUGAUAGCAGCGGCGGUAAUUUAACCCAAACUUCACACGUGAAACCAACGAAAGAUGACGAGUACAAUUUUAUAAGUAACUAAGAUGAUGCUACUUCUCUUAAUCCGCGCCUUUCUGCUGCUGACUACCUACAACAGAAUACACUAUCUACUGUUUUAACGGUAUAUCAAUUAUUCUAUUUCUGCUCUAUUAACCUGAAUAUUUUUUGGGAUAGCAAUAUAUAUUGAUAAAUUUGACAAUUGCAUGGAAACAAGGGCAAGAGAAUCCAAAUGUUACUACAAGUAGCGUACCUGGUGGCAUGGGAGCAUCCAUGGCCACCGCUGAUCAGAGGCUCACAAAAAAUAAGUGACACACUUUCUUAAACUUGAUUACUCUCUACCAUGCCCUUUUAAGUUGUAAUCUGGUUGUGCUUCUUUAUCUAUGCGUGUAUAUUUUAUAAUUAUGUGAUAAAUAAAUUAGGGUGUUUUUUAAUUACUUUUCUUUUGUAUAUAUUUUAUGAUUCCCUUAAUUGCUACCUUCAUAUAGCAUAUUACGUGAAAAUAUAGAUACUCGAUUAAGUAUCAUCCAAAUUUUUGCAUAUAUAGUUGUCCUUGUUUUGGGCCCAUUCGUUUCGGUUAGAAGGCCCAUAAGCCCAUGUUGGGUGACUUUAUCCUGUAGCCCAGGUGUUUCGCCCAUGACUCCAUGAGUGAGAGUAGGUAGAUUGAGAUUUAGCAUUUGGUUUAGUUGUCACGUACAUUCAGAUAUUUCAAAGCUGAAAAUUAUUGGAUGCACGGAUUGCGAAAUUAGUUUGUUCCAACUGCAACUUACAUGUUGCUGAUUUACUUUAAAAAAUAAGAUUAAUGGAUUAAUUAGUUUGUAAUUUUAAGUGGAUAGGAGGCAAUUAGAAUUAGUAUGUAUAUAUAUAAGAACAAGGGAAU
Messenger RNA from Arachis duranensis, 1375 nucleotides. Its product is annotated as late embryogenesis abundant protein D-34. The transcript is spliced from 2 exons. NCBI's taxonomy places the organism in Eukaryota, Viridiplantae, Streptophyta, Magnoliopsida, Fabales, Fabaceae. The record is from RefSeq and is a predicted model, not a curated record. The coding region runs from base 77 to 541 and encodes 154 amino acids.